Molecule: messenger RNA, 1802 nt
Organism: Rhodofomes roseus
Lineage: Eukaryota; Fungi; Basidiomycota; Agaricomycetes; Polyporales; Fomitopsidaceae
Product: aminotransferase
Exons: 11
Coding region: 198-1709 (503 amino acids)
Biological process (GO): biosynthetic process
Molecular function (GO): pyridoxal phosphate binding
Source: RefSeq, a predicted model, not a curated record
GGCCGGGGGCAAUUGACGUGGGGUGACGCGACCCACGUGACAGUCCGAAAAUAGGCUGCGCGCGUCGACGCGGGGGCAUCCAUCGUGCCCGGCAGUGCACCAAUCUGAUCGUCGCCAGCACCCCGUCCCAGUCUUCCUCUCGCACUUCCCCCAGCUCUUCACUUCGUCACUCAUAUUUAGAUCCCCCGCGCGACGCCAUGGCCGCCACCAUCCCCGUCCCCCACUUCAACACCAAGCCCUCACUCUCUCUCAAGAAAGCCGACGACGCCAUGAAGCACAUGCACCACGAAAGCCAGUCUGAGGCUCACAGGAUCUUCCGUGAGUCUGCCGGACAUGGCCCCAGAGGUCUUCUGCCCCAGACUGUCAACCCGGAUGAGGAGACCGUGCCUGGUAUCCAGCACCCGGGCAGCACCGGUGUGAUCUACUGUUCCGAUCGCGCGAUGGCGAACGGGUUCAACUACGCCUCCUCGCACGAGUGGUCCAACCUCGGCCAGGGUGCGCCCGAGGCGGGCCCCAUCCCCGACGCGCCCCCAAGGCCGACGUCUAUCAACGUCCCCGUUGACUCGCUCGAGUACGCGCCCACCACGGGUGUCAAGGAGCUCCGCGAGGCGGUAGCAAAACUCUACAACCAUACGUACCGCGAGGGCAAGGAGAGCCAAUAUACGUAUGAGAACGUGUGCAUCGUCCCCGGCGGGCGCGCCGGCUUGUCGCGUGUCGCGGCGGUCAUCGGCGAUGUCUACACGUCGUACCAAGUCCCCGACUACACCGCGUACGACCAGGUCCUCAGCGCGUUCAGGCGGCUCGUGCCUGUCCCUACUACUUUGGAGGAAGAGGACCACUACCACUUCAACAUUGAGCAGACGCGCAAGGACAUCCGGAGCCAGGGUCUGCAGGUCAUUAUCGCCUCAAACCCGCGCAACCCGACGGGCCAGGUCAUCCGAGAUGGCGAACUGCAUGCCCUUGUCGACCUCGCGCGCGAGACGAGCACGACGCUCAUCUUGGAUGAGUUCUACUCGUGGUAUAUCUACCCGGAGAACGAUCAGGACUAUGGCAAGUCUGUGUCGAGCGCGGAGUUCAUUGAGGAUGUGAACCAAGACCCCGUCGUCAUCAUUGACGGUCUCACCAAGAACUGGCGUCUCCCAGGCUGGCGCAUCUGCUGGGUCGUUGGGCCCAAAAACCUGGUCACCGCGCUCUCCCAAUCCGGCUCCUUCCUCGACGGCGGUGCGAACCACCCGCUGCAGCUCGCCGCGAUCCCCCUGCUCGACCCCGAGCGCGUGAAGCAGGAGAAGCUCUCGCUGCAGCGGCACUUCAAGGCGAAGCGCGACCACGUGCUCGCGCGGCUGAAGGCGAUGGGGCUCAAGGUCCGCGUGCCGCCGCAAGCGACGUUCUACGUGUGGCUCGACCUCGAGGGCCUGCCCGCGCCGAUCAACAACGGGUUGACGUUCUUCGAGGAGCUGCUCAAGGAGAAGACGAUCGUGAUCCCGGGCAUCUUCUUUGAUAUUAACCCGUCCCACCGGAGGAACCUGUUCAACUCGCCGUGCCACCACUUUGUGCGGCUGUCUUUCGGCCCGCCGCUCGAGGACCUCGAUAAGGGUCUGCAAGCGAUGGAGCACGUGCUGCAGAAGGCACGGGGCGAGGGCAGACGCCACUUCGGGCAUGGGUACAAGAAGAGUAUCGACUCGCCCACCUCUCUCGCGACGUUUGUCUGAGCGGUUGUGUGUUCUCUUGCAGGGCUGUUCUACGAACACUCGUUCUUGGACGGUCUCUGCUGCGUGUCGGAGUGGGGUGUGGAGAUGUGAGGC